AUUUUUUAAUUAAAUUAUAAUGAGUUAUAAAACCAUUGUAUUUGUUGUACUUAUUUAUUGUAUACAACAAAUCGUUACGGAAAAUGAUGCCAUACGGGCUGUCAAUGAGUUUAAAACUAAAACCAAUCCUAACGUCUACGACAAAGAUAUUAGUCCGAAAUUAGGCCAAAAUUCAUCGGUUAAUGUUAUCAUAUCAUUGCAUAUAAUUAACCGAAAAAUCAAUGCUAAUGAUAAAUCGGUAAAGACAUACAUGUAUUUCCGUCAAACUUGGACCGACCCGCGGCUCGGGCACUCGUAUCCGGGCAUCAAAGUGGUCGGCAGUCAGCCGUUUAUCGAUCGUAUAUGGAUUCCGGACACGUUUUUCUCAAAUGCCGAUUCCAACCAACUGUCCACAGUAUCGGUGCCCAAACCGACCACUUUUGUUACCAUUGAUUCAAACGGCACGAUCCGUAUAAGCCAUAAACUCGAACCGACCACCCGGUGCUAUGUAGAGGAUGAUAGUAGACUAGUUUGUCCAAUUGAAAUUGAGUCAUAUGGCUAUAAUGUUAAUGAUUUGGACUAUCGUUGGGAUAGAAGUAGACGAUCGGUAAGUGUGUCCAAUCCUCAGGUCAGCAUUGAUGGCUACACAUUCAGAAACAUUGCCAGCAUUAGGACUGUCCGAAAACUAAGCACCGGCAAUUUUGCUAAACUAGUAGUAACUAUGACAUUUGACCCGGAUACUGUUUAACAAAUUUUUUUAAAAAAGUAAUACUAAAAUAACCAAGUUAAUAUAUACAUGGAUUUUAUGGCAAUUAUUAUUAUCAUUAUUAU
Messenger RNA from Oppia nitens, 810 nucleotides. RefSeq names its product gamma-aminobutyric acid receptor subunit beta-like. Bases 20 to 727 code for a protein of 235 amino acids. The transcript has 7 exons. Gene Ontology annotation, molecular function: neurotransmitter receptor activity; extracellular ligand-gated monoatomic ion channel activity; chloride channel activity. NCBI's taxonomy places the organism in Eukaryota, Metazoa, Arthropoda, Arachnida, Sarcoptiformes, Oppiidae. Gene Ontology annotation, biological process: chloride transmembrane transport; regulation of membrane potential; signal transduction. The record is from RefSeq and is a predicted model, not a curated record. Gene Ontology annotation, cellular component: membrane; synapse; neuron projection.